CGCUUAGUAGUGGAACAUUCUGUAAUGGAACAUGAAACGCAACGCUCGGAGAAAUUAGAAAGAGAAAGAGAGAGAGCCAACUUCAUCAUACUGCUAUUUAUUUACAGUUUUGCAGAUGGGAAAACCUAUUAAUUUUUCAUUUAUUAUUAUUUUAUAAAUAUGUACGAAAACGAGUUUCAAGUGAGUAUUAACGCUUUGGGGAAAGAAGCGAAAGAAGUCUUAUCUUUGUUGCUGAAUUCGGAGAAGGUAUUUCUUACAAAGGAAAAAGUACCGCGUGACUGGCGAGGCUUAGCUGAGUUAUGUGGUAUAAACGGACAAUACAUUCCAAACUACAAUGGAUGUGAUGAUAAAGUAAAGAGAAUCUUGAAGACCUGGCAGGAAAAGAAAAAAGAAGAGUGUACAAUUGGAAAGUUGCUUUCUUUUUUGGAAAGGUUAGAUAGAUAUGAUGUAGUAGAUGAUAUAAUACCAAUUGUAGAAAAAGACAUAGAAUAUUUCAAGUUGAACCCUGUAGUCUACGUUGAUCCUCCAGAUAGUGAUGAUGAGGAUCUCCUUACUUAUGAAGAUGUUAAAAGGAAAGCAGAACGUAAGCCACUCCGAAUUUAUGAAGCCUUUUUAUUAUUUGAUGACGCAGAUAUUGAUUUCGCCACAAAUAUUGUCAAAACUCUGGAAGGACAGUACAAUAUGAAAUUUUGUGUAAAAGAUAGGGACAUCAGAAUCGGGAAACUAGAGCGACCAGCUGUUAUCAAAAUGAUAACGAGACGGUGCAGAAAAGUUAUUGUUGUGGUGUCUCCUUCGUUUUGGACAAGCGCAUCCAAUAAAUUUUUUUACAACUUAGCGCAAGUGGAUAGUUUAGAAAAUGGCAGUACUAAUAUUAUACCCUGUAUGGAAAAACCAUGCGAAGUUCCAAUUGAAUUCAAGGUUUAUCAUACACUAAUAUUCAGUAGAACCCAACAAUUAUUUGGCAAUUUCUGGGAUCUACUAAACCAAUCAAUCAACCCACCUGUGAUCAGAAAUGAAGUGAAAGCCGUUGAAGAAAAAAGUAUUGAAACUACUCCCAAAAAUAUCAAUCAUGUAAAAUUCGAAGCUCCAAAUGUCGAAACAGAAGACCAUGUAGAUUCUGCCAGAGAGGAAAACAAUUGUACCAUAUCCAGUUCUGCGGAAAUUUGUAUCAACAUUUCAGAAGAGAACAGUAAAAGUGAAAAGGGCCAAGUAAUUGAAAAGAAAAAUGUGUUUUCCAAAAUCUUUAAGAAAAUAAGGAGAAAAAGUGCCAAAAAACAAGCAGUUCUAGAAAAUUGAACAGACCUGAAUUUUGUGAAGGGUGAGUCAUAAAGUGAUCAGCAAACUCCCUGAGAUAAAUAUUUCUGUUAUGAAAAGAGGGGCUGUGAAUAUAUGUCCUAAAAUACUUUUUAGACAUAAACAUUCAGGUAAAACUCGAUUAAAUUUGAAAGCCAUAUAAUAAUAAUAAAGCCAAACCUGAGAAGGCUGAAUCAUUUUUUAUAUUUUUUGAGUACAUUACUGAGAUUAGGGGCCAUUCAAGUAUUACGAAAGCACUAUAGGCGAACAGGGGUUCUUUGCUUUCCUUACUUUUGCUAACAAGGGGGAUGGGGGGUAAAUAAUUGUAAUGAAUAUGCUUAUGUGAUACUUGAACGGCCCCUUACUGCACCAAAGUCCGUCCUAGUUUCAAUUAGCCUUCUUAAUAAUAAUCGUGCACCCAUUUCCUUGAAUCAGAUAGGAACCGAAGUCAAUUUUUUCGUUACAAACAAAUGAGGAAAAUAAAGAGUUUACCAUAAAAAUAUAAAUCUUAUCGAAAAUUGGUUCCUAUUCGGCUGCCGGCAACCGAAUUUUAUUUCUUGAUUUGAUGUGAGUUGCAUUGAUGAAUUAGUCUGACUUCCUAUGCUUAAAAUGGCACGUUAGAAGGUACGAUCUCAUUGAUCUUUAGCUCACACAAGUUUCAUCUUCUGAGGAUUAACAUUCCUAUGAUCGAGAUGACAGCUGGUUAAUGAAAAAACCCAUUUAAUUUUAUUUUUUUAGUAUAAACUUCAUCAAAUUGAGGAAUAUGAGCUUGGAGUUUGCUAUCAUUACUUUGACUUGUCCUAUUUAAUAUAAUAUAUUCUUUAAGGUGCUGAAAAUAUCAGAAAAAGUUUUUUCAUACAUAAAUUGUCAAUACUGCCAGUACUGUAAAGGAUUCAACUGUACCACAAUUAAUGAGAUUUAUUUCGGUUUUUCUAAUUUUACAGGACGCUAUACUGUAUGUCCAAGAAAAGAAGGACCAGAGUGGGAAAAUCAGAAACCAUGACUGAUACAAAGUCGGGUAAAUUAGAAAGAAAUUGCCUAUUUUAGAGCUCAUUUAAAUGACAUUUUACAAUUUUAGAAAAUUCCAAUUACCUCCGAAUUUCUUUUUUUAUUGACGUUAUCUAAGGAGAUAUUGAAAAACAAAAACAUUUCCUCAUAACCACUUACCAAGCUGUACAAGAAGACUUUAACAGAAACAUAAUCCGUCGUUUUAUCUCCGAGAUACCAAUUUUAAAACUUCAUUAAAAUAAACUCUAACGGAUUACUUUCUUCUUAUUCAACCGACUUUAUAACCCUUAUAGUUUCUGAUUUUCCCAUACUGGCACUCCUUUCUUUGACAUAGUAUAAAAUAGUUUCACAUCACAAGCUAAAGGAAGUGAUACUAAACAGUUGGCUCAUUAUUUUGAAUUUAUUCGGUAGAAAAACCUUUUACUUUUAAGCUAGUCAUUUAUAAUAAAUAUUAUCUCUUAGAAUAUCUAGUAUAUACGAAUUUUACUUCCGUUAAAUUUAUAGAGUGCUGAAAAUAUGGAGGUAAUUUAUAUAGGGAAAAUGUUUCAGCAAGGAGCUCAGAUUGGGGAAAAGAAAACAAAGCAAUCAAUUUGAAGAAAUCUUAUUCAUUUUUUAAACAUUCCUGACUGCAAUAAGUUUAUCGUUGGGACUCCGCAAAGAAGAGGCAUAACUUAUUCGGGAAUUUUUCAGUUAGUAAAUUUAUUCAUCAAUGAAGAAUUACACACAUACAGUUUAUAUAGAUGGAAAACCUUAUUAAAUUGAUCAUAAUAAAACGACAAAGAAAUUUGAGAUUCUCAGUUCAAAAUACAUAUACCAUAGGCAAGAGUAGUAACAGGCUCAUUUAAAAAGUCAUUAUGUUAAAUUUAGUGACGAGGGUCCAACUGUGUGAGCCUUAUUGAAAAUUAGUUAAUAAUUUUAGCCCUUAUAUAUCCAAUCACCACUGUAGGUAAUAACAGAGGCAUUUAACUCAGUUUAUUGCAUUAGUUUGAAAAUGUCCUUAUAGGACGAAUCUGCAGUAACAUU
Molecule: messenger RNA, 3324 nt
Organism: Leptinotarsa decemlineata (Colorado potato beetle)
Lineage: Eukaryota; Metazoa; Arthropoda; Insecta; Coleoptera; Chrysomelidae
Gene: Myd88
Product: myeloid differentiation primary response protein MyD88
Biological process (GO): toll-like receptor 4 signaling pathway; Toll signaling pathway; positive regulation of canonical NF-kappaB signal transduction
Cellular component (GO): plasma membrane
Molecular function (GO): Toll-like receptor binding; TIR domain binding
Source: RefSeq, a predicted model, not a curated record